Molecule: messenger RNA, 2571 nt
Organism: Exophiala dermatitidis NIH/UT8656
Lineage: Eukaryota; Fungi; Ascomycota; Eurotiomycetes; Chaetothyriales; Herpotrichiellaceae
Exons: 7
Coding region: 1-2571 (856 amino acids)
Source: RefSeq, a predicted model, not a curated record
AUGGUUGCUCACGGUUCUGGCGGGGUGCCGGUUACUGAUAUUCGCGGCGACAAGUCGGACCACUCGCUACUUGAGUGGCUGCAUGGCUCUCUCAAUCCUCCUCAGGGCGAGCCACGCACCUUUCCGACCUUGCUGCUCUAUGAUGAAAAGGGUCUGCAGCUGUUCGAGGAGAUCACAUACCUCGAUGAGUAUUAUCUCACGAAUGCCGAGAUAGAGACUCUCAAAACGCACGCAAAGGACAUUGUUUCACGCGUCCCUCGAGGAACUCGCCUUGUGGAACUAGGAAGCGGCAACCUUCGUAAGGUGAAUAUCCUUCUGAGAGCCUUCGAGGAGGCCGGCAAACAUGUCGAAUACUAUGCGUUGGAUCUAUCGCUCUCCGAACUGAAACGCACCUUUGCUCAACUCGAUACAAAGGCCUACAAGCAUGUCACAUUCCAUGCACUCCACGGCACCUAUGAUGACGCUUUGUCAUGGCUACCUCAUUCGGCCAGCGAGGGCAAACCAACUUGUGUUAUGACACUAGGGUCUUCCCUCGGCAACUUUCCUCGGGAAGAUGCUGCUCGAUUUCUGGGCUCAUUCAGAAAGGUUUUGGCACCAUCCGACUUCCUUCUAGUCGGUCUGGAUGCCUGCCAGGACCCUGACCGGAUUUUCCGGGCUUACAACGACAGUGCCAAGGUUACGGAGAACUUCUAUCGGAACGGCCUGAAUCACGCCAACAAAGUGCUUGGUUACGAGGCUUUCAAGCAGGAGCAAUGGCAAAUCGCAACCGAGUACGACGCAAAGCUAAACAAGCAUCAGGCCUUCUAUGUCCCCUUGGAGGACAUCGAAACUCCGGACUUCUCUUUCAGCAAGGAAGAGAAAAUCCACGUUGAAGACGCUCACAAAUUCUCCGAGGCUGAAAGUGACCGACUUUGGCACAAGGCUGGUCUGAUCCCUCAAGUAGCGUACUCCAACAAGAGGAAUGAUUAUUUCCUCCAUCUCCUGUCCCCGGCUACCAUCAACUUCCCCACAAAGCCAUCAGAGUAUGCGACUCACCCUGUCCCAUCGUUGAGAGACUGGCAACAGCUAUGGGUGGCUUGGGACGUCGUGACACGGUCAAUGGUACCGAGAAACGAGCUGUUAAACAAGCCAAUCAAGUUACGAAACGACCUCAUCUUCUACCUUGGACAUAUCCCCACAUUUGCAGACAUCCAUUUCACCCGGGCCACUGGGGACAAGCCGACAGAUCCCGCCUCCUACAGGUCCAUUUUUGAAAGGGGAAUCGACCCAGAUGUGGACAAUCCUGAGGUGUGCCAUGAUCAUAGCGAGAUUCCUGACACAUGGCCUCCCCUGGGGGAGAUUCUCGACUACUCACAGCGAGUUCGUGCCCGCAUCGCCGAUAGCCUCGAUACUGGUCGGGCGUACAACGAUCGCAAGCUUAGCCGUGCACUGUGGCUCGGCUAUGAACAUGAAGCCAUGCAUCUGGAGACGUUUCUUUAUAUGUUACUUCAAAGUGAACGCGUACUGCCACCGCCAGGGCAGGAGACGCCGGAUUUUGCGGCUCUGGCGUCAGAAGCUCGUUCCAACCGUGUGCCUAAUCAGUGGCACCGUAUUCCCAGCAACAAGGUCAAAAUCGGCCUCGACGACCCCAAAGACGAUUCGGGUCCGGUUCGAUUUUUCGGCUGGGACAAUGAAUGCCCUGCCCGGACUGUGGUCGUGAGGGAGUUCGAAGCCCAAAGUCGCCCUAUCAGCAAUGGUGAAUACGCGCGGUUUCUCGAGGUCACGCAAAAGAGCCUUCCAGCAUCGUGGAUGUCCUCGAAAACCGAAACAUCUAUAAACGCUACCAAUGGCACACAGAAAGCCGAUGAAGCCAAUGGUGAUUCCGCAUCGGUCCUCGAGAUGGCGAGCUCUUCUUUCAUUGCGGACAAGGCUAUCCGGACUGUCUAUGGACCUGUUCCCCUCAAAUACGCCCUAGAUUGGCCAGUGAUGGCAUCCUACGACGAAUUGGCCGCUUAUGCACACUGGUCAGGUGGUCGGAUCCCAACUCUUGAAGAGACACGAAGUCUGUAUCAGUUCGUCGAGUCGCAGAAACCGGCCGUUGAAAGGGUCUCCAGCGUGUUGAUCUCGGCAGUGAACGGUCAUCUGUCCAACGAAGGUGUGGAAGAGACGCCGCCAUCCAGCCAUUCCUUGCCCAAAGGCACUGUCGCCAAUGGCGAUAGUGCAACGGAAUCGUCCUCCUUGCCGGAUCCUAAUGAUAUUUUCACCGAUCUUUCUGGUCGCAAUGUGGCGUUCCGUCACUGGCAUCCGACACCCGUGACGGGCGAGGGCGGACGACUCUGCGGCCAGAGUGACGUGGGCGGCCUUUGGGAAUGGACCAGCACACCGUUGGCACCGCACGACGGGUUCGAGCCGAUGGAACUGUAUCCAGGUUACACAGCCGACUUCUUCGAUGGCAAACACAACAUCUGUCUCGGCGGCAGCUGGGCCACCGUCCCCCGCAUUGCCGGCCGCAGAUCCUUCGUCAACUGGUACCAGAGAAACUACCCGUAUGUCUGGUGUACCGCCCGGCUUGUCAGGGAUAUUGCCGCAUAA